AUUAAACCUCCAGGCACCUGGACAGGAGAUCUAGCCUGCACCAUGAAACCGUGGCUCUUUGCCUGCCUGGUCGCCUGCUUCCUUGGGGCCUGGGUGCCUGUUGUCCAUGUCCAAGGUGGCUUUGAAGAUUGCUGCCUGGGUUACCAAUCCAGGAUCAGAUGGAAUAUUCUCCAGCGUGCUAGGCAUUAUCAGUGGCAGGAAGUGAGUGGAAGCUGCAACCUACGUGCUGUGAUAUUCUACUUCCGCCACAAAGGCCCCGUGUGUUUGAACCCAAGGGACAAGGAUGUGAAGAUGGCGAUGAUAAUCUUGAACUCUAGGAAUAAGAGAGUUGACCAUCCCCAGAAGAGCACCCCAGGCUCUCACCCUGAAAGGAAGAAGUCAAACCAUGCAAAGUCCAAGGUGGGGAAUCCCAGCAGAACCAGCAUGAGGAAUGUCACCUUAGGCCAUUCUAGAAUGAUGAUGACCAGAAAGAUCAACAACUAAGUUACUCAGAGUGAGCACCAGCUGGCGGAUGGGAGGAGUCUCCUGAGGUGCCAUCUCCUGGGCAUGAUGUGGCCACUGAACUCAUGAAGCCAGUUACCAGUGCCUGACUAAGCAAUGUUUCAGCAUGGAUGAGUGAGGGGCUCACAGGGCCCCACCCCUCACUGAGGAGCUACUGGCUGUUGAUUGCUGGGGGAGGGGAGUCUUUUUUUUAUCCCCAGUAUAUACUCCACCACCCAUGUCCAUGCAAGCAACCCCA
This is a messenger RNA of Phodopus roborovskii (desert hamster), 739 nucleotides long. It is a transcript of the gene Ccl25, whose product is annotated as C-C motif chemokine ligand 25. The transcript is spliced from 5 exons. Bases 43 to 483 code for a protein of 146 amino acids. The record is from RefSeq and is a predicted model, not a curated record. Gene Ontology annotation, molecular function: chemokine activity. NCBI's taxonomy places the organism in Eukaryota, Metazoa, Chordata, Mammalia, Rodentia, Cricetidae. Gene Ontology annotation, biological process: immune response. Gene Ontology annotation, cellular component: extracellular region.